Molecule: messenger RNA, 873 nt
Organism: Theileria parva strain Muguga
Lineage: Eukaryota; Apicomplexa; Aconoidasida; Piroplasmida; Theileriidae
Gene: tma22
Product: Translation initiation factor SUI1 family protein
Exons: 3
Coding region: 254-814 (186 amino acids)
Biological process (GO): formation of translation preinitiation complex; translation reinitiation
Molecular function (GO): mRNA binding; translation initiation factor activity
Source: RefSeq, a predicted model, not a curated record
GUAUUACUUACAUUUAUACUUUGAGAUUUUUUAUAAUUUAGUCAUCUUCAGAAAUAUUUAAAAAUUUAAUAAGUUUGGCAGUUUUUAAAAAGUUGUAAAGAAAAUUUGGUUAAAUUUUGGAAUUUCGAGGAUGUUCCCAUAAUUUAUUAUUUUUCCUGAAAUUAUUAAAAUAUAUUUUUAAAAAUUACUAUAAAAAUAUAGUAAUAAAAUUUGUCAUUAUUUGAAAUAAAAAUAUGUAUAAUAGCUUGUUGUAAUGGAGGAAGAUAACUCUGAGUCUGACGAGUCGAAAUCUCUUCCUGAUGAGACAAAAUCAUCAAAUGGGCACCCGCUAGUGCCUCUUAAAGUUGAAUACUGCCGAUUCUGCUCAAUGCCUUACGACUUUUGUGACUUUGGAGAUAAGUGGGAGACGGGCGUAUGCUUCAAGGAGUGCAGUUCCAGAUACCCUGAGAUCUUUCCCCUGGAAAUGAUGGCUCUGGACGGGCUUGGCUUCAGUACUCUCACUGUUAAAACCAAGAAAAAAGCGCCAAAACAAGCGCCACAGGAAAUUUUCAUACAGAAAUCCGCCAGAACUAAACGGAAAGUCAUCACCUCCGUCACAGGAUUACAUCUCUUCGGAGUGAAAUUGGAGCAGGCGGCUAAGUUAUUUUCAAAGCAUUUUGCGACGGGAGCGAAUGUGAUUAAGGGCACUCCAGGCCAGUCUGACCGUAUAGACAUUCAGGGCGACGUUGAGGAUCCCAUCGUGGAACUCCUGUUAACUAAUUACCCCGCCAUUACUGAGGAGAAAAUCACCAAACUACAACCCAAAAUGAAGUAAAAAUCACUGUAAUUUAUUCACAUUUUACACUAAUUUCACAUAAUUUAUCAAUAAUUCUA